Messenger RNA from Melospiza melodia melodia, 2702 nucleotides. RefSeq names its product G protein pathway suppressor 1 (gene GPS1). NCBI's taxonomy places the organism in Eukaryota, Metazoa, Chordata, Aves, Passeriformes, Passerellidae. The transcript has 14 exons. Gene Ontology annotation, cellular component: COP9 signalosome. Bases 40 to 1503 code for a protein of 487 amino acids. The record is from RefSeq and is a predicted model, not a curated record.
GGAGGGGCGGGCGGCCGGAAGCGGCGGCGUGAGGGGAGGAUGCCGCUGCCCGUCCAGGUCUUUAACCUGCAGGGUGCAGUGGAGCCCAUGCAGAUUGACGUAGAUCCACAAGAAGAUCAGCAAAAUUCACCUGAUAUCAACUAUGUGGUGGAGAACCCCACGCUGGAUUUGGAGCAGUAUGCGUCCAGCUACAGUGGGCUGAUGCGAAUCGAGCGGCUGCAGUUCAUCGCUGACCACUGCCCACAGCUGCGGGUGGAAGCUCUCAAGAUGGCUCUGUCCUUUGUCCAGAGAACUUUUAAUGUUGAUGUGUAUGAAGAAAUCCACAGAAAGCUGUCUGAGGCCACGAGAGAACUGCAAAAUACACCUGAUGCUGUCCCUGAUAGUGGAAUUGAACCCCCUCCUCUUGACACAGCUUGGGUUGAAGCUACACGCAAGAAAGCUCUUCUUAAACUGGAGAAACUCGAUACAGAUCUGAAAAAUUACAAAGGGAACUCCAUCAAGGAGAGUAUCAGGAGAGGCCACGAUGAUUUAGGUGAUCAUUACCUGGACUGUGGAGACCUCAGCAAUGCUCUCAAGUGUUACUCGCGAGCCCGUGAUUACUGCACCAGUGCUAAACAUGUCAUCAACAUGUGUCUCAAUGUUAUCAAGGUCAGUGUCUACCUCCAGAAUUGGUCUCAUGUUCUGAGCUAUGUUAGCAAGGCUGAGUCUACACCAGAAAUUGCAGAACAAAGAGGAGAAAGAGAUAGCCAGACACAAGCAAUUCUCACCAAACUGAAAUGUGCAGCAGGCUUGGCCGAACUAGCUGCCCGGAAGUACAAACAGGCAGCAAAGUGCUUCUUGUUGGCAUCAUUUGAUCACUGUGAUUUCCCUGAGCUGUUAUCUCCCAGCAAUGUGGCUGUGUAUGGUGGGCUCUGUGCCCUUGCUACAUUUGACCGUCAGGAACUGCAACGAAAUGUUAUCUCCAGUAGCUCCUUCAAAUUGUUUUUGGAGCUGGAGCCACAGGUUCGUGACAUCAUCUUCAAGUUUUAUGAAUCUAAGUAUGCUUCAUGCCUGAAGAUGCUGGAUGAGAUGAAGGACAACUUGCUGCUAGAUAUGUACCUUGCACCUCAUGUCAGGACACUUUAUACCCAGAUUCGAAAUCGUGCCCUUAUCCAGUACUUCAGCCCCUAUGUGUCGGCAGACAUGCGCAAGAUGGCCACUGCUUUUAACACCACAGUGGCUGCUCUGGAAGAUGAACUCACUCAGCUGAUCUUGGAGGGACUGAUCAAUGCCAGAAUAGACUCGCACAGUAAGAUUCUGUAUGCUCGAGAUGUAGAUCAGCGCAGCACAACUUUUGAGAAGUCUUUACAGAUGGGCAAAGAGUUUCAGCGCCGUGCCAAAGCAAUGAUCCUGCGAGCCGCAGUCCUGCGCAACCAGAUCCAUGUCAAGUCUCCUCCGAGGGAAGGUAGCCAAGGGGAGCUCACUCCAGCUAACAGCCAAUCCAGAAUGAGCACCAACAUGUGAAAAACUUCGUGCACUACCAAAAGAAAUGGUCCCUCAGGACUGUACCCAGUGUCUCACCCACUAACUGCUGAGCUUCACAAACUGUCCCUAUCUCCCUCACUUCUUGCUCGGAUUGAGUCAGGGUUUGGUGGUGGAUAAUAUGAAUAUUCCAAUAACUUCAAUUCUCCUUGAAAAGAAAUUCUUUUUAAAAACAGCAUCCCUAAAAAUGAGUCUUCAUUUCAGUUUUGGUAGAAACCUUCACUCUCCUUCCACCACUCCAUAAAGAGCUUCAGGUUAUCCGUACAGAUGCUGAGUUGAGAGUUUUUCAGUUGCUAAUAGUUUUCUUGUUUCAAAGUUGCAAAAAUAGUUAGUUGAAUGGACAGACACGAUAUAAGAUUAAUUUUGCUGGCCUGAAAGUAUUGCCUCAAUUUUGAGCAAUGCUGAGCUUUCUUUUUUCCAAAUAAACUUACAAGUGCAUUGCUCUCAAUUUUGGAACUAGAGUUCUGAUGGGGGAAGGAGAUUUCCUUUGAGAAACUCUUGGAGAAUUUUCACCUGUACCAGAAAACAUGGCAUUGCUUCCAUGCAUUCAGUCACAGGCCUUUAUUUUAGGGUUUUAUGUUUACCUGCAGCCGGGUUCUCUCUCUCUCUGGUCUCUAUUUUCAAAGAACUGUUUCCUGAUGUGUUUCCCUCUUGUGUGUGACCUGGCUUUAGGGUCCAGUGUUAUCAUAGCAGUAAAUCUCUACUUCAUGCAAAUAUUGCCGUCUGCCCAGUCUUACUGCCAUAGUGUGUGAUGGGUUCCCCGCAUGUGCAACAGUUGUUUUGGGUAGAAUGGAUAAAUGCCAUAGAACACCACUCAAGUCUUGUGGAAGCCCUAAAAAGAGUAAGUCUAGUGCCCACUCUCCAGGUGCAUUUAUUUUGCUUUUCUUUUUAUAAAGGGGUUAAAGGUGGCAGCCCAGUGUGUGUGUGUGUGUGUGUGUGUGUGUGUGUGUUAUCCUCCUGUGUUCAUGAAAAGAGAUAUGCACUGAAUUUUCUGAAGUCACUGCUGCCUUUUAUUCAUCUAAUCCAUAAGGCAAGCUGAGAAUUUUGAUCCAUCCCUGACUGGUCUGGCAAGUGACUACAGAUGUUACUUUUAAUGUGUUCAUGCUUUUUUUUUAAAAAAAAAAAGUUGUUAUAUCUAGUGCAUUAAACAGCAGGAUUAAAAAACUUCUGAGUAAAUGGAA